UCCGGUCGUGUACGAAACAAAUAGACCAUGGAGAGCUGGGAUGAUACAGCACCAGUUGUGGCAGAAUUGCCGGAAAUCAAACUAUUUGGAAAAUGGUCAACAGAAGACGUUCAAGUUAGCGAUAUCAGUUUGACUGACUACAUUGCUGUCAAGGAGAAAUAUGCCAAAUACCUGCCACACUCUAGCGGCAGAUACCAAGUGAAGAGGUUCCGUAAGGCCCAGUGUCCAAUUGUUGAGCGUCUCGUCAACUCAUUGAUGAUGCACGGUAGAAACAAUGGCAAGAAGCUGAUGGCUGUCAGAAUUCUCAAACACGCCUUUGAGAUCAUUCACCUGCUAACAGGGGAGAACCCUCUCCAAGUUUUGGUGAAUGCAAUCAUCAACAGUGGACCACGUGAAGACUCAACACGUAUUGGUCGUGCUGGUACAGUGAGACGUCAGGCUGUUGACGUGUCCCCUCUCAGACGUGUCAACCAAGCUAUUUGGUUGCUGUGCACGGGAGCACGUGAUGCCUCCUUCAGAAACAUCAAGACAAUUGCCGAGUGCUUGGCUGACGAACUGAUUAAUGCUGCAAAGGGAUCAUCAAAUUCCCAUGCCAUCAAGAAGAAGGAUGAGUUGGAGAGAGUAGCCAAGUCCAACCGUUAAAAUUAUAGACUCUCAUUUGCACUGCUUGUAUGUACUUGUGGUGAAAACAAAGAAAAAAAAUCACAAAAUA
Mercenaria mercenaria is the source of this 712-nucleotide messenger RNA. Its product is annotated as 40S ribosomal protein S5. Gene Ontology annotation, biological process: translation; ribosomal small subunit assembly. The transcript is spliced from 5 exons. NCBI's taxonomy places the organism in Eukaryota, Metazoa, Mollusca, Bivalvia, Venerida, Veneridae. Gene Ontology annotation, molecular function: structural constituent of ribosome; mRNA binding; rRNA binding. Gene Ontology annotation, cellular component: cytosolic small ribosomal subunit; ribosome. The coding region runs from base 28 to 642 and encodes 204 amino acids. The record is from RefSeq and is a predicted model, not a curated record.